Amborella trichopoda is the source of this 3577-nucleotide messenger RNA. RefSeq lists its product as uncharacterized. The record is from RefSeq and is a predicted model, not a curated record. NCBI's taxonomy places the organism in Eukaryota, Viridiplantae, Streptophyta, Magnoliopsida, Amborellales, Amborellaceae. Gene Ontology annotation, molecular function: mRNA binding; protein binding. Gene Ontology annotation, cellular component: mitochondrion; nucleus.
CGGUUGCUUAUUAUAUUUUUCUGACCCGCUGCCUUAGCGCCCGUUUCUCUGGCACCGAUCUGGAUGAUCUCUAAAGAUCUAGGGCUGCCAAUUUUGUGCCCACCUUUCAAAAUAGUCUCAUGCCAUACAUUCCCUAUCGGGAUAAAAUGAUACGUUGAUUCUCUCAUCCCCUAAAAUCUCUCUUUCAAAAACUCUCUCAUUUUUAGAAGAUACCCUCUAUUUCUCAUGAAACUUGCCUCUGAUUCGAUACGUUGAUUCUCUCACCCCCUAAUCUCUCUCUUUCAAGAACUCUCUCAUUUUUAGAAGAUACCGUCUAUUUCUCAUAAAACUUGCCUCUGAUUCCCACAAGAAAUAGAGUUCCCCCAUGUAAUUUCAAAAUGAGUAAGGAGGUGUUAAUGGGUGGAAGCAUAGGGUGAACUGGCGACAGAUGAGAGAGAGGACGUUUUUAGAUGAUGAGUGAGAGAGAAAACCAAUUUCAUUCCCUCCAUUGUGCAAGAACUAGAGAGAGAAAAACCCAUAUUACACCAUCUAAUUUUCAGUGAGAAUUCCAUGAAAGGUAUUCUCUUCUGCCCUAUUUUAUUUGUUUAUCUCUUUGUUUUUCUCCAUGGUUUUAUCCGGUGAUGAAUCCAUAGAUUUCCCUAGGUUUCCUCAAUCUGGUUAAUUUUUUCAAAUAAACCCUAGAAAACUUUAUUGGAUGACCAGUGUAAUCAAAGGCGAUGUCUCUACUGAAAAACCUGAGCAAUUUUGCUCUCACUAACUUGGGAAACGCUAUCAAAUUUUCUGUCUCUAGCAUUGGACACCGUAGAAAUUUUUCUCUGGAUAGAAUUGCUUCUACUGACCGUGACUCUGGAAUGGGAAACCCUAGGUUUAUCUCAACUGGAAACCCUAGGUUUAUCCCAACGUCCACCACGACCGGAACAAAAAAGUCUAGACCAGUCUCUGUAAAUCUUCUUGUGAGAAGCAUGGCGUCUAUAAUUCAAAACACUGAUCAAUGGAAUACCUCUCUUAACAUUCUCUGUGAUACUUCCUCCUCGAAUCUCACUCCCUCCAUUGCUGUUCAAGUCUUGAAACGCAUAAGGAAACCCAACAUUGCGUAUGGUUUCUUUGAAUACUUGGAUCGAAAGAACGAUUUUAACCACGAUUCGUUAACUUAUUCUGCAAUGAUCAAAGUCUUAACCAAAAAACCCAACCUCUCAAACACUCUUUUAGCUCAAAAUUUGCUACAUAAGAAGAUUGAAUUAAGGUUUGAGAUGUUUGCUGCUGAUUUUGACUUUGUGUUGAGCUCAUGGGUUCAAGUGAAAAAGGUCAAUGAGGCUUCCAAGCUACUGGCUCAAAUGGUUGAUCAUGGCUUUAUUCCCGGUAUUUCUACCUGCAAUGAGGUUCUGAAUCUUCUGUUCAGUUAUAAGCGUUCCGAUUCAGGUCGUGAGCUUUUCUAUCAAAUGCUCGAAGGCAAAAUUGGAGAAUUGGAUACUCAAAGCUUCAAUAUAAUUAUGAGAGAGUAUUGCAAAGAUGGAAAAUUUGCAGAGGCAAUCGAGCUUUUCCAUCUGAUGAGAGAAAAAGAUUAUACACCAGAUCUCAACACUUAUAAUACUCUGAUUCAUGGUUACUGCAAAGUGGGUGAGGGCGAAAGGGUCUGUGAGCUCGUGAAGCAAAUGCUUGAUAUGAGAAUUCGACCUGAUAGUUACACCAUGAGUAUUCUCAUCAAGGAGCUUUGCAGGCAAGGGAGGCCAGAGAGUGGAAACCACUUAUUCAAUCACAUGAGAAGGGUGGGUUGGAUUGAUAAGAAAUUUGUGUACACCCAACUGGUUCAGUCUCUAUGUGACUAUGGCUGGUGGUUAAAAGCUUUGAAAAUAUUCAAGAAAAUGGUUAGAAGAGGCCACCACCCUGAUCAAUUUCUUUAUACGAAUUUAAUCGGAAGGCUCUGUGUAGGUGGUAGAACCAGAGAGGCCCUGCAACUUAGGAAUUUAAUGGCUGAGAAAGGGUGUAUAGAAGAUAUUGAUAACUAUAAAACAUUGAUUAGCGGAGCAUGUAGGGCUGGUAAAAUGGAAAUGGCUGAGAAGGUCUUUAGAGAAAUGGUGGAUAUUGGCUGCAAGCCUGAUCUAUGCAUCCUGAACAUAAUCCUCAGAGGGCAUUGUCUAAAGAGAAACAUAUCAGAAGCUUUAGGCUGGUUAGAGAAGAUUCAAAAACUGGGCUGGAAGCCUGAUAAAGAGUCAUUCAAGGUCUUGAUCCAAGUUCUUUCCAUUGAGGGAAUGGUUGAUAAGGCAUUACAGUUGAAGAAUCAAAUGAUGGGGGUUUCAGAUAUUGAUUCUGAAGUGUAUUGUGUCUUGAUUGAGCACCUCUGCAAAUUGGGUUCUAUGGAUCAAGCCACUGGUCUGUUGGAUGAAAUGGAAAUAAGGGGAAUUAGUCCCAUUAAACCUGCUUAUUAUCCAGUGAUUAAGGGGUUUUGUCAGAUGAAUUUUUUUGGAAAAGCCCUGAGUAGAAUUAGAGAGAUGAUGGACAGAGGGGUUGGCCCUGAUAUCCACACUUAUAAUUGUUUGAUAGGGUCCCUUUGUAGCAGGAAUAGAUUACAAGAGGCAUUAAAACUAUGGGAAGAUAUGGUGAGAGAUAGAUGUUCUCCUGAUGCCACUACUUACUCUUUGGUAAUUAGCAAGUUUUGUGAAGAUGGAGACAUGAAGGAGGCAGAUCGAAUGAUAGAUGAGAUGGUGGAAUGUCGUCUGAACCCUGAUAAAGCUAUAUUUAGCUCUUACCUCAUCAAAUUAUUUAGUGAAGAAAAGUUUCAGAAAUGAAGAGCCAGGGCCGAGCUCAAUAACAACGGCCUCAGUUGCCACUCGCUGAACCCAAAGGAAACUAUGGAAGCAACAAUAGCAGAGAGAUGAAGCCAACAAAAGACAGUGUUGACAAACAACGACGGCGGGGGUGGAAAGAGAAACUUUAGGGAGAGUCAUUUCAAGUUCAAGCAAAAAAAACUGUGAUCUCAGGUGGGGUUUCUGAAUUUUCCGGUGGUUUCUGAAUUUUCUGGUGAGUCUUCUGAACUUUCUGAAAUGAAGAGCCAGGGUGGAGCUCAAUAACAACGGCCGCAGUUGCCACUCGAUGAAGCCAAAGGAAACCAUGGAAGCAACAAAUGCGGGCGUGUACACCGUGAGCAUCCCUUUGGUACUGCUUAUUGAAUUCUCUUUCUUCAGAUUCUUUUCCGGAUUCGAUCUCCAGAAUUUGGAGUAAUUCAGAUGCUUGCCUCUGAUCUCUCCAAAUCCGAUCGCACACAGAGAGAUGACGCCAAUAAAAGACAUUGCGUUGACGAACAAUGAAGAUGGGGGUGGAAAGAGAAAUUUACGGAAGAGAGACAUUGCACGUUCAGGCAAAAAAAAACUGUGACUUCCGGUAGGGUUUCUGAAUUUUCCGUCGGUUCUAUGAAUUUUUUUCUGCAUAUGAAGUAGUUAUAAGUUAGAUUUCACGGUGAUUGUAUAGCCACGUAUAUAGAUUGAAGUCAACUUAUCCCAGGGCUCACAAGUAGAGGUGGGUGCGUUUUCAAUCCCCUUUUUGGGGGCCCGAAUUCAUGAUAUAAAGUUCAGUGUCUCUC